CAGCACUUUAGCUCGGGGUGAAUGAAAAUCAAUCAGUGUGACUGCGGCGGUGUAUCUUGCACAGACCUAAUCUGGUUGUCCAAAUUUCCAACUCUUCACCCUAGCCCCCAGUGUGUAAGAUGAGUGGAGAAGGGUCUGAGCUACGAGGAUGAAGAGGCUCCUUCUCCUGGUGCUGCUCUCAGUCUGUUGGGCUGAUCACCUUCCAGAGAGCUACACUCCGGAUCAAGACAGAAUCAUUCACAUCCAAGCGGAAAAUGGCCCCCGUCUCCUUGUGGAAGCAGAACAAGCCAAAGUCUUCUCACACAGAGGUGGCAAUGUGACGCUACCGUGUACAUUUUACCGAGACCCUACAGCAUUUGGCUCAGGAAUCCACAAAAUCCGCAUCAAGUGGACCAAGCUGACUUCGGAUUACCUCAGGGAGGUGGAUGUCUUCGUUUCCAUGGGAUAUCACAAGAAGACCUACGGUGGAUAUCAGGGUCGAGUGUUUCUGAAGGGAGGUAGUGAAAAUGACGCCUCCCUGGUCAUCACAGACCUCACCCUGGAGGAUUACGGGAGAUACAAGUGUGAGGUGAUUGAAGGACUGGAAGACGAUACUGCUGUGGUAGCAUUGGAGCUGCAAGGUGUAGUGUUCCCUUACUUUCCACGGCUGGGACGCUACAAUCUUAACUUCCAUGAAGCACGGCAGGCUUGCCUGGACCAGGAUGCUGUGAUUGCGUCCUUCGACCAGCUGUAUGAUGCCUGGCGAGGUGGGCUGGACUGGUGCAAUGCUGGCUGGCUCAGUGAUGGAUCUGUGCAGUACCCUAUCACCAAACCACGCGAGCCCUGUGGGGGCCAAAACACAGUGCCUGGUGUCAGGAACUAUGGGUUCUGGGACAAAGACAAAAGCAGAUAUGAUGUUUUCUGCUUUACAUCCAACUUCAAUGGCCGAUUUUACUACCUGAUCCACCCCACCAAGCUCACCUACGAUGAGGCGGUGCAAGCUUGUCUCAACGAUGGUGCUCAGAUUGCCAAAGUGGGCCAGAUAUUUGCUGCUUGGAAGCUUCUAGGCUAUGACCGUUGUGAUGCCGGCUGGCUGGCGGAUGGCAGUGUCCGCUACCCUAUUUCUCGGCCAAGAAGGCGCUGCAGUCCUACCGAGGCUGCAGUGCGUUUUGUGGGGUUCCCGGAUAAAAAGCAUAAGCUGUACGGGGUCUAUUGCUUCAGAGCAUACAACUGAGUGUGGCCUAGGAAGAGGCAGUUCUCAAGUCAGAGGGAACACGUGAAAAGUUUUCUGUUUUUGUUUUUGUUUUUAAUAUGAACACAUGCAAGUUACCAAAACUGUGAUAACCCUUUUUCACUUACUGUAAAGAGUUGUUUUCAUGAAGGCCAAUUCAUUCAUUUGUUUUGUAAGGCUAUCAGUCAGUGUAUAUUAUAAAUUAAUAUAACUAUAAGGGAAGCUAAAAAAAACGGGCUCCAGAGCCUGUUUUAUGCUACAUCAUCCCAACAAAAUGCCAUUUCAUGAAUGGGGUAUGCAAUAGUCUGAUAACCAGAAUUAUGUUAGGGAAAAAAAGCAGCAACUUCCACAAGCACAAACUUUACAUAUUUCUACAACUUUGAGAUGCACUUCACUAAACAAAUUAGAACAGCAAAUCUGAAAUACAUAAACGGGGAUUCUGGGAGGUGCAAAAACUCAGUUUCACAAAAGAAUAAUGAACACUUUUCUAAAAGUUAAUACUUCAAGUCUCCAGGAUAUAAAAAAGUUUACUAUUUAAAAUUCUACCUUUUUGACUAAAAAGAAAACCAUAUAGAUUCAAAUGCAUAAUAAUAAAACCACAGUUAGAACUCCUAGAUCAACCCGUUUGUAUGAAGUAUAGAAUUAUAUACACAGAUAAUAUUUUACCAAUGAGAGAUUGCUACCUUCUAAUUAAAAUUACCUAUCAGAAAGAAUUAUUUUAUCAUUUUUGAGUAGCUUCACUGAGUUAUAUUUAAAUUCCAAGGGAUCUUUGCUAAGCAGUAUUUAGAAUUUACUCAGGGCAGUUGAAAAGAUAAACUGCUGGACAGAAAAACAUAUAAAAUGUAGCAGCUUGAUUUUAUGUUAGCUUUAUGUCCUAUAAAAUAAUUUUAACCUAUUUAAUAUUUCUUUCUUAUUUACAGUAUAUGACAAAAACCAUCCAAAUGAAUCAAUAACUCUACACUUGCUUAACUAAGAAAUCAAGACUCAAUAUCCAAAAUUGUUGUCCCUGCUUGCCUUCACAACAGAGACCCCAAAAAGGAGCUGUGUUUAGGAGGGAAAGUAAGAUCAUGCAUUUCUAAAGAGUGUCUCAAAUAGAAAACAGAGUCACUGUCAGUUUCCUUUCUGGUUAUCAUUUGGCAGAAAAAAAUACUGACACUCACAUCAAAGACUUUACAACUUCAAGCUUUAAGUAAAAAGUUGAGUCCAGGCUCAGAAAAAAAAAAAUGACUUUCCAUAUUAGCAAACCCAAUCUUAAAUAAAGCUCUCUUUUUAUGACUGCUGAGACCUCACAGGGACCAAUAUUUGUAUUCAAGUAAUUUUCUGAUUUCCCAUUGUUUCACAGAGAAUUCUGGUGAGUGGGUCUUACUAUAAUAAUCCACUACAACACAGCUGAUGUACUGUCCUCGAUGUUUUUUUUAAUGUAGAUCCCCCCCCCCCAAUGAACAUGAGUAAAUAAAUCUGUUUCCUGAAUUGACCGUGGUUGCAUUUAAAACUCUGUAAUGACUAAGCUUACUCUAUAGGCUUACAUGUGUGGAAGGCAUAGAGCAGUUUGAAGUCCAUGGAAUCAUAACUAUCACGAUAUACUAUCUAGAUAAAAUAUUAUAAGUAAAACCAGCUUCUUUUUUUCAGAUUCUUUAGUCUUAGAGCAUGAGGAUGCAGUUUUAAGUUAGGAUACACAAAUUACACAAGACUUUAAGGUCAAAGAGAUGAUAAGGCUUCAUGCAAACUGCUGAUUUAUCUCAAACUUCUAAACUCAACACACAUUGAAGAUACUGAACGGUCUAAAAUAUAAUGAAUAUUUUGUUUAAGCAGGAGACUCUGAACACCUUAUGAGCAGGGCUAUGCUCUUUAGAGGAAGACCAUACUUGAAAAAUUAUUACCUACAUUAUAGGAAUUUUGUCAGAAAUGCAAGUAGGAAAAUUUUAUAUUGAAGUGGGUGCAUUCUUUCCAGUUAUCGUCAUAGAAUUCCACACUUAAGUAUAGUAGCAUUUCUUAACUUUUGAAUACUUAGUAUAGGAAACGGUGCUGAUCUAUAUCUCCAAAGUGACUGUUAGCUGACUUACAUCUGUAUCAAUUGCAUACCAUUUGUCCAUUCUUGGAAAAAAAAAUUCCCUAGGAUGAACACUGCUGAGCAGAGUUUUUAUCUUCUGAUUUUACACAAAGGACCAGAAUCCUGGUUCCCUUUGAACUCCUAAUUAAAAGGGGGUCUUUUAAUGGUCUCAUCUUGCUGUUUUAUUCCACCAAAUAUCUAUUUUCAUAUUUCAUAUCUCAUUAUGAAUAUCUUCAAGAGAGAAGUUGUCUUAGUACAAUUCCUAGCAGAAAUCUGACACGACACUAAUUCAGAAAUCACUUUGUAGACUUCAAGAUAUCCAGAGUAUCAAAAGAUAGAUAGAUUACAAAAUGUUUUCAUCAUUUUGUCUUAUGACCCAUAUAAAAAACAAAUUAUAUCCACACAUUUUACUGAAAUUCCAUUUGAAAAACUCUAAGCCAAAAAGAGCUAAUUCAUAUAAAAAUAUAGUAUAGGGAUGAAGAUAAGUUGUCAUAUGAACACUGGAAGCCAUCUUUUAAUGACUGCUGCCAUAUUUUGUCACAGUAACUUUUAGCCAAAUGUAGUAUUUGUAAAUUUAAAAUUUCUUUCAUAUAAAGGGGGCCGGCACCUGUUAGUGUUGUUUUAUGCAGUAAGAUGGUCGCUUGUUAUUGAGGCAAUUAGUAGACUCAAAUAAGAUACCCAUUUGGUUGCUGGCAGCCACACUGGGUGUGUUGAUUUCAGUACUCCUAAAAACAGGCUUGUGUUAUGGAGUAGCUGCCUACUACAGAGGGAGGACUAGAAGGCAAUCGGUCAUCAGGUUUGGUUUAGCUUUGUUUUUGUUUUUUGUUUUUUUUUUGUUUUCUUUUAUUUGUUUGUUUCAUUUUGGUUUUGCAUAGAAUACUUAGAGAAAAAUCAAUUGACAGCUGACAGGGUUUUUUAUUAUUUUUUUUUGAGAAGUUAACUGUGUCAUAGCUCAUGACUGCCAGAAGAUCACUGUCCAGAAAAAGCUAUGAAUAAUACAGAAGUCAUUAAGCCACCCAAUUAGAAGCAAAGUCAGUUUUUAAAUGCAUUUCAUAGCUACUAAGUACAAAUUUGAGGAGAACCAAUCUGUAUUACAAAAAGACUGUUUUCAUUUUCUGUAAGAUACAAUGAACUGGUAACAAACAUUAAAAGUCAAUUUUGCUUUACUCCAGUAUUAUUCGAUUCUUCUGGCUUGUAAAAUCAGUCAUUUUUCUUUGGGUCCAAGCUGGUAAAUAUAUCAGCAAUAGUCUGUUGCUAGUGUUAUGCUUUGGAUAAAAACACAUCCCAAUAACUUAGAGCUUUGACAUUCAAACAAGAAAGAAUACUUCACAAUUUCCCUAUACUUAUCUGCAAUACAUUAAAAGCCUUGAAGAAAAAACCUUCCAAUAGAGAGGCCAAUUAAAUCUCCUUUUAGUGUGUAAACUCUUUCAAAAUGAGGGAUAUAAUUUUUAUU
Messenger RNA from Chionomys nivalis (European snow vole), 4713 nucleotides. RefSeq names its product hyaluronan and proteoglycan link protein 1 (gene Hapln1). Gene Ontology annotation, biological process: cell adhesion. Gene Ontology annotation, molecular function: hyaluronic acid binding. The record is from RefSeq and is a predicted model, not a curated record. NCBI's taxonomy places the organism in Eukaryota, Metazoa, Chordata, Mammalia, Rodentia, Cricetidae. The coding region runs from base 149 to 1213 and encodes 354 amino acids. The transcript has 5 exons.